Exophiala bonariae is the source of this 1734-nucleotide messenger RNA. RefSeq lists its product as uncharacterized. The transcript has a single exon. Gene Ontology annotation, cellular component: endoplasmic reticulum membrane; endoplasmic reticulum. The record is from RefSeq and is a predicted model, not a curated record. Gene Ontology annotation, molecular function: thiol oxidase activity; FAD binding; protein-disulfide reductase activity. NCBI's taxonomy places the organism in Eukaryota, Fungi, Ascomycota, Eurotiomycetes, Chaetothyriales, Herpotrichiellaceae. Bases 1 to 1734 code for a protein of 577 amino acids. Gene Ontology annotation, biological process: protein folding in endoplasmic reticulum.
AUGCGCCUGCAACACGCAUCACCCUUCUUUCUCACCCUCUACCUCUUCCUCCGACCUCAUUGCAUUCGAGCCGAACCACAAUGCGCUAUAGACCCCAAUUCAAUCGUUACCGAUGCAUGCACCUCAUAUUCUGACCUCGAGCAAUUAAAUGCCCAACUGGCUCCUGCUCUAGAAGAGUUGACUCAACGGACCGACUUCUUCGCCUACUAUAGACUGAAUCUGUACAACAAAGUAUGUCCUUUCUGGAGCGAUGAAAACUCCAUGUGUGGAAACCGCGCUUGCGCGGUGGACACCAUAGAAGAUGAAAGCGAAAUCCCCAUGAUAUGGAGAGCCGAAGAGUUGAGUAAACUUGAGGGUGCAAAGGCCAAACAUCCUCCCAGGGCUUUGCAGCGAGAGAGACCUAAAGACCGUCCACUACAGUAUCAGCUUGGAGAGAACGUCGACGAAAGUUGCGUCCUUGAAGAUGACGAUGAGUGCGACGAGCGAGACUACUGUAUCCCUGAAGACGAGGGUGCGACGAGUAAAGGCGACUACGUCAGUCUUGUUCACAAUACCGAGAGAUAUACUGGCUACUCUGGAAUGGGAGCCCGCCAGGUCUGGGAUUCGAUAUACAAGGAAAACUGCUUUUCUACAAAAGUGCCCAGGCAUGCAACCCUCGCUUCAAAGCCUCUCCAAGCGGCGCAGAGUUUGAAGAAUAUCUUCCAGGAAUAUGGUCGACAGAACGUGGACUCCAAGGAUGAUCUCUACCCUCUGGAUGAUGAGUGUCUGGAACAGAGAGCAUUCUACCGUAUUGUCAGCGGUAUGCAUGCUUCCAUCUCCACCCAUCUGUGUUGGGAUUUCUUCAAUCAGACAACCGGAGAAUGGGUGCGCAAUGUCGACUGCUACAAGGAAAGGCUCCACGGAUUCCCAGAAAGACUGUCAAAUGUUUACUUCAACUAUGCCAUCUUGACUCGCGCGGUCGCUAAAGUCAGGAAACACCUGGAGUCGUACACAUUCUGCUCUGGAGAUCCCGACCAGGACUACGAAACGAAACAGAAAGUUCUUGAAUUGGCAGGCAAAGCGGCGGCGGGUCCGAGCACGUUCGAUGAGUCAAUCAUGUUUCAAGAUCCGUUCAUGAUUGAUCUCAAGGAUGAUUUCCGAAAUCGAUUCCGCAAUGUGUCUCGUCUAAUGGACUGUGUUGGCUGUGACAAGUGUCGACUAUGGGGUAAAGUGCAGACUGCAGGCUACGGUGCUGCAUUGAAGAUUCUAUUCGAAUAUGACGAGAAGAAGAAUGGCGAAAACCCACAUCUCAGAAGAACCGAACUUGUCGCACUGGUCAAUACCCUCGGCCGUGUUAGUCACAGUUUAGAUGCUAUCCAGAGAUUCCGAUAUGCGAUCAACACAGGCGACAACAGCGUCCUCUACAGUAACGGGCCAUUACCCAAGGUCAAAGAACAAUUUACCAAAGCCUCCGAUGUGAUAGACGAUGAUGAGGACGACUUCGACCUCGACGAAGACACCUACGCGCCGGAAACACCUGUCCUUCCACCGAGAACCCUGUCCGAAGAGUUCUGGGACGAGUGGAAUCUCGUGUGGCGCACCUACAUCAUGGUCCUGAAAAGCUGGCGGGACAUGCCCUUGAAAUUCGCGGCCAUCCUCGUCAUGGAGAUGAACCGCCUGUGGAACUACUGGAUCGGGCUUCCCGUCCCACCUCGCUCUUGGGAUCUCCAUUUCCCCACCAGAGAUGAGUUGUAA